AUGCUGACUGCAGAAAGUCCAAAAUUAGAGGUGGACCUUCAGCAUGGGCACUGCAUGAACCACCUGCUGGCGGAGCUUCCCUCAGAUUCCUUCAAGUAUCUCACUUGGCACGAGUUAAAAGAACAUGAUGUUCGAGGAAAUCAGAUUUGUUGUCCCCGAGUGAGAGAAGGGCCUUCAGAAGAAGAGCUAUUUUUCAGAGGAGAAGAAGAUGUCUUGCGAGCAAGAAAACAAGUAACAGAAAAAGAGAAAUGGCAACAGAGGCUGCAAGAAAACUGGGAAAACUGUGCAAAUUUGAACCUUUCAUUUCAGGACUUGGGCGACCUUUACCAGCUAGAAAACUUUAACAGGAUUCUCCGGAGAUUAAUUCGUGUAGAAAGGCUUUGGUUGGUGGACAAUUCUUUGACAGACCUAAGUGCCAUAAGGUUGCCAAGAUGCAAAGAAUUAAAUGUCAGUAAAAAUCAUUUUACAUCCUUGAAACAGCUGCCAAAGAUACCUCAGAUUCAUCACUUGUCACUGGCUGAUAACAACAUUGAGACACUAAGUGGGAUAUCAGACUUGAGAUCUACUCCACUCGAAUCCCUUAUACUCAAGAGGAACCCCUGUGAGUUUAAAGAAAACUACAGGCAGCUAGUGUUCUCCAAUUUGCCAAACUUGAGAACGCUGGAUGGGGUUCCAAAGCUGCCAGAAGAUUGUCCACCUCCAGAGAUCAGUUUUCUUUCAAAAAUGUGCACCAUAUUGUAGCACUGUAUUUUGUAUCAUAAUGGAGCUAAUGGA
Molecule: messenger RNA, 774 nt
Organism: Dermochelys coriacea (leatherback sea turtle)
Lineage: Eukaryota; Metazoa; Chordata; Testudines; Dermochelyidae
Exons: 6
Coding region: 1-741 (246 amino acids)
Molecular function (GO): protein binding
Source: RefSeq, a predicted model, not a curated record